Messenger RNA from Poecilia reticulata (guppy), 1530 nucleotides. Its product is annotated as RNA binding protein, mRNA processing factor. Lineage: Eukaryota; Metazoa; Chordata; Actinopteri; Cyprinodontiformes; Poeciliidae. The record is from RefSeq and is a predicted model, not a curated record. Gene Ontology annotation, molecular function: RNA binding.
AAACCCCUCCCUCUCGUCCUCCCUCGCCUGCUUCCGCACGGAGGGACGGACAGUGGGAUGGGGAGAGAAGUUUGCCUGCGGCGCGCUUCGCUCAACAUUAAACUGUAUUUCAUUUUAGGGGGAAACAGCAACAAGAGGAGCCCUACGGAGGAGCUUUCCAGGGAAUGCUGAGGGAAUAUCCGAGCGCUGAGACACACACGCCGCUCACAGCAGACCCCCCCCACCCCUCUUUACUGACUCCUUUGGUUAAAUAAUAAAAACAAGACAAGUCAUUAAUGUCUCGGAACUAAAGGGGAGAACUAAAGGCUCGGGUCCAGUCGGAGGGUGCUUUUUAAUUUAAUUUGUGGAGGAAGAAGACGAGCAAAGCGACACAAGAAAAAGAAGACGACCUUCCGAGUGAGGAAAAACAACAAAGAGUCCGACUCAGAAUGAAUAACAACAAAAUCGAGAAGGAAAACGAGCAGAGUGAAUUCACCAACCACGAAGAGGAGGUCCGAACUCUAUUCGUCAGUGGGCUACCGCUGGAUAUCAAACCACGGGAGCUCUAUCUCCUCUUCAGACCAUUUAAGGGUUACGAAGGAUCCUUGAUAAAGCUCACUUCUAAGCAGCCAGUGGGGUUUGUCAGCUUUGACAGCCGAUCAGAGGCAGAGGCUGCUAAGAAUGCCUUGAACGGUGUCCGUUUUGAUCCGGAGAUUCCCCAAACUCUGCGGCUGGAGUUCGCCAAGGCCAACACCAAGAUGGCUAAAAACAAGCUGGUCGGCACGCCCAACCCCCCUCCCUCCCAGCAGAGCCCCGGCCCUCAGUUCAUUAGCAGAGAUCCAUAUGAGCUCACAGUGCCUGCUCUAUAUCCCAGCAGCCCAGAUGUGUGGGCGUCAUACCCGCUGUACCCGGCAGAGCUGUCGCCGGCCCUUCCGCCCGCUUUCACCUAUCCCUCCUCGCUCCACGCUCAGAUUCGUUGGCUCCCACCUGCAGAUGGAACUCCUCAGGGAUGGAAGUCCAGACAGUUCUGCUGAAGUAUGUGCUCCUGAUGUGUGAUGGUGGCCGUGGCCGGCUGUGACGGGCUUUGCUGUUUGCCUCUUUUCCUUUUUAGAAAUUAGGAGGAAUGACCUGCUUCCAGAUCCUGCAGCAGCGCACCGUCGGCAGCAGCAGCCUUUUGGGCUUCAGGACAUACUAGACCCCAGCCUCCAUCACACAUCAAGCGCCCGUCCCAACCCUCUUCCCGAAGUCUUUGCAACUCUAUUAGAUUUUUUUAUACUGUUACAUACUCGAGCUUUUAGAGGCAGCACUUUGGCUACACCUCCUCUGACUCGUGCGAUGGAAACGGUCCCCGUUUUCCCGAUGGCGUCACAUACGGGAAGAAAGAAAGAAAGACCGCAGGAGGAGAUCCAUGGAAGUGUGGCCAAAGUGCUAUCGAGUAAUGUUGUUAUAAUACUAGAAUUAUUACUAUUCUGUAUAUCAUUCAUAUCAAUGUUAUUAUAAUAAAUACAUGUCGAAGCAUGACUUUGCAAAAAAAAAAAAAAAAUCGAAAAU